Sinocyclocheilus grahami is the source of this 1423-nucleotide messenger RNA. RefSeq names its product secretin receptor-like. Gene Ontology annotation, molecular function: G protein-coupled peptide receptor activity; peptide hormone binding; secretin receptor activity. Gene Ontology annotation, cellular component: plasma membrane. The coding region runs from base 1 to 1338 and encodes 445 amino acids. NCBI's taxonomy places the organism in Eukaryota, Metazoa, Chordata, Actinopteri, Cypriniformes, Cyprinidae. Gene Ontology annotation, biological process: cell surface receptor signaling pathway; adenylate cyclase-modulating G protein-coupled receptor signaling pathway. The transcript has 13 exons. The record is from RefSeq and is a predicted model, not a curated record.
AUGAAGAUUUCUGCCGUUUUACAUCUGGUUGCUCUCGCGGCUUUACUUCACGCUUGUUCUCACGUGUGUGCCAUUCCUCCAGAAUGUGAUCUAGUCUUCAUGCUAGUCAGAGAGGAGGAAAACUGCUACAACAUCAUCUAUCAAGAGAACCGGACAGAGACCGGGUCCACACGCACAGGUUGCAGUGCUUUAUGGGAUGAUCUGAACUGCUGGCCUCAUGCUGAAGUGGGAGAGACUGUGUCACGGCCGUGCCCUAGUUUCCUUCGGGUCAAAGGAGCGGUGAUGAAAAACUGCACUGAGAAUGGCUGGUCUGAAGUCUUUCCCCCGUACGAACUCGCCUGUGGCCAUGGGCUCAACGACAGCUUUCAAAUUCCCAUUGACUCGGUACUGGUCUCACAUGAGUAUUUCUUUUAUGUGAAGAUUAUGUAUUCUGCGGGAUAUGCCAUCUCUCUUGUCUCACUCAGCAUUGCCCUCACAGUGUUGUGUGUGUUCAGGAAGCUGCGCUGUACUCGUAAUUUUAUUCACAUGCAGCUUUUUUUGUCCUUCAUCCUGAGAGCCAUCUUCAUCUUCAUCAGAGAUGCUGCACUGCAUUACUCACAGGAGUACUACCACUGCAACUCUCAUCCGCCUGGCUGUAAAGUGGCACUGUUCCUGUCUAAUUACUGCAUCCUGGCAAAUUACAGCUGGCUGCUGGUGGAAGGACAUUAUCUGCACAGCCUCAUUAACCUCUCACUGCGUUCACAGAAGAAACGCCUGCACUGGUACAUCCUACUUGGCUGGGGGAUCCCGAUGCUCAUUAUUAUUAGCUGGAGUUUGGCCAAAUACCUGCAUCAGGAUGAAGGAUGCUGGGAGACGAGAGAUCAUGGCUGGAUAUGGUGGAUACUGCGAGUUCCAGUCAUCAUUUUUAUCACAGUAAACAUGCUGUUUUUUCUGAGUAUUAUUCAGACAUUAGUGGCAAAACUGAAAGCUCCUGACAUGCAUAGAAAUGACGUCAAUCAUCACAGGAAGCUGGCGAAAUCUACAUUUCUUUUAGUGUCGCUGUUUGGGCUGCAAUAUGUGCUCUUCGCCUUUUUCCCUGAUAGAGUGAGCAUGCUAACCUUCAAAAUCUGGAAUGUCAUUGAGCUAGCAUUUGCAUCCACACAGGGCUUUAUUGUGGCUCUGCUGUACUGUUUUUUGAAUGGAGAGGUACAAUAUGAAGCCCAAAGACGAUGGCGACGGUGGCGCCUGAAGCAGCGCUUCCAUGGUGACCCCAGGGUGCAUCACGGCUCCCUGAGUAACAGUGGCCUGCCGCUGACACAGGUCUCACUUCUGACACGUCCCAGCACACAGAUCACCUGACCACAAGCACCCAACGCCACCUCAGAUCACUCGAACCACAAUCCAACAGCUAAAAUCAUGCACAGUCCAUUAAAACGACACAAUC